AGGAGCUCCCUUCUCGGAUUUCUCGCACCGAGCCAUGUAACUCGUGCCCGUUUGCCUCGCAGAGCUCGGUUUCCCCCAGAACCACGUGCGCAUCUUGACCCCAUCUCUCUCUUAUUCUCACCGCCGGCCCACCGUACCGUGCCCUCCCCUUCUCCGUCGGGACUCCACGGUCCUCACGCCCUUCUCCUCCCGUCCUCCCAUCUAGAACCCCACGAUCUUCGACCAAAUUAUUUUUUAAUAUCGUUCAGAAUAAGAUGAUGGGUCCGGAGACCCACCCCGGGUUCGGAUCACCGCGCCGGGAGAAGAUGGAAAGCCUCGUCCUCUCCGACGGUCCCUCCGACUACCGCAGCGCCAUGUCCUCUUCCCUCUCCGCCCGCCGACGGCGGCGAUCCCCUCCUCUCACCCACUCCCCCCUCUCCACCGCCUCCUCCUCCUCCUUCCUCGAUCCCCCCUCCUACGCCGACGUCGUCUUCAGCCCCCUCGACAGCCAGAACGGCGCCGCCCUCGACUGCCCUUCCCACCGCCGCGAGUCCUCUUCCCCCAGAUCCGACCGCGACGCCGUCUCCGAGUACGCCAAGAUCACCGUCUCCGACCCCCAAAAGGAGCAGGACGCCGUCAACUCCCUCGUUCCCGGGGGUGGCACCUACGUGACCUACCUCAUCACCUCACGGACUCGCGCUGGCGGUGCGGAGUUCCGCGUCCGGCGGCGGUUCCGCGACGUGGUGACCCUCGCCGACCGCCUCGCCGAGGCCUACCGGGGGUACUUCAUCCCGCCGCGGCCCGACAAGAACGUGGUGGAGAGCCAGGUGAUGCAGAAGCACGAGUUCGUCGAACAGCGCCGAUCCGCCAUCGAGAAGUACCUGUGGAGGUUGGCUGUGCACCCGGGGAUCGGGAAGAGCGAGGAGCUUCGGGUGUUCCUGCAGGCCCAGGGGAAGCUGCCGCUGCCCGCAAUCACCGACAUGGCCUCGAGGAUGCUGGAUGGGGCAGUGAGGCUGCCGAAGCAGCUGUUCGGGGAGGGACCGGCGGGGCACGUCACGCCGCAGGAUGCGGUGCAGCCAGCGAAGGGGGGAAGGGACCUGCUGAGGAUAUUCAAGGAGCUUAAGCAGUCAGUGGCGAAUGAUUGGGGAGGGGCGAAGCCUCCGGUGGUGGAGGAAGACAAGGAGUUCUUGGAGAGGAAAGAGAAGAUGCAGGAUCUCGAGCAGCAGCUCAGCACGGCCUCUCAGCAGGCUGAAGCGCUCGUUAAAGCUCAACAAGAUAUUGGUGAAACAAUGGGACAGUUGGGAUUGGCAUUCAUCAAAUUAACUAAGUUUGAGAAUGAGGAAGCCAUAUAUAAUUCUCAGAGAGUACGAGUUGCUGAUGCCAAAAGUGUAGCAACUGCUGCUGUAAAAGCAAGUAGAUUAUAUCGAGAAUUAAAUGCUCAAACAGUCAAACAUCUGGACACUCUGCAUGAAUGUCUAGGUCUGAUGUUAGCAGUUAACAGUGCAUUCUCUGAUCGGGCCAAUGCAUUAUUGACUGUACAAACUCUAAAGUCAGAUUUGUCCUCCUUGCACACAAGGAUUGAUAAACUUGAAGCUGCAUCCUCAAAGAUAUUUGGUGGUGACAGAUCAAGAAUGCGAAAAGUGGAAGAACUGAAAGAAACAAUGAGAGUUACUGAAGAUGCUAAAUGCGGUGCAUUAAGAGAGUAUGAAAGGAUCAAGGAAAAUAACCGGAGUGAACUCGAGAGGUUAGACAGAGAAAGGCAUGAUGAUUUUCUAAGUAUGCUGAAGGGUUUUGUAAUAAAUCAGGUCGGUUAUGCAGAGAAAAUUGCGAAUGUUUGGGCAGCGGUGGCAGAAGAAACGAGUGCAUAUGCUCGACCGUGAUAAGACUUCAAAAGUAAAUUGAGGUGUUUUUCCAGCCUGCUCUCCGCCCACACGCCCAUGUACACUACCAAGUAGGAAGUAGAACCAACCACUCCAUAAUAAAGAGAUUUUGGUGGAGUUAUUUUUAUUUUAUUUUUAUUCUAUUACUUUUGGUGUACGGCUCCUCAGCUGUUAGGGUUCUAAGUGGGACCCUGCCCUUGUUGGUCCCUGCGGGUUGCUGUGACAAGAAAUGAUUGUGAAUACAAACUUUAACAAUCGAAUGGAGUUAUUGUUGGCCCACAACAUUCCCUGGGGUAAGAAAGCUGUGAUUUGUUCU
Messenger RNA from Phoenix dactylifera (date palm), 2175 nucleotides. RefSeq names its product sorting nexin 2A-like. NCBI's taxonomy places the organism in Eukaryota, Viridiplantae, Streptophyta, Magnoliopsida, Arecales, Arecaceae. Gene Ontology annotation, molecular function: phosphatidylinositol binding. The record is from RefSeq and is a predicted model, not a curated record.